Molecule: messenger RNA, 1616 nt
Organism: Castor canadensis (American beaver)
Lineage: Eukaryota; Metazoa; Chordata; Mammalia; Rodentia; Castoridae
Gene: Fgfr1op2
Product: FGFR1 oncogene partner 2
Biological process (GO): response to wounding
Source: RefSeq, a predicted model, not a curated record
GAAGGUUUCCGCGACGCCAGUGAUGGGCUUGACCCCAGCUAUCUCUCCAACGCUCUUACCGCUGUCUCUCCUGGCUUUUGCGUCUAUUCGCUGAAGACACGAACAAGAACGCCAGGUCCCGUGCCUUCGGCGAUAGGUCCUGGUUCGCAGAAGCACUGGUCCUAAUCGCCACAUCCGAUAGCUGCAAGGGAUUGAGAACGGAGUACUUCUUUAGAAAUGAGUUGCCCAAUUGAGAAGGCACUUGCUGAUGCUAAAGCUCUUGUUGAAAGAUUAAGAGAUCAUGAUGAUGCAGCAGAAUCUCUGAUUGAGCAGACUACAGCUCUCAAUAAGCAAGUAGAAGCAAUGAAGCAGUAUCAGGAAGAAAUUCAAGAACUUAAUGAAGUUGCAAGACAUAGACCACGAUCCACUUUAGUUAUGGGAAUCCAGCAAGAAAACAGACAAAUCAGAGAAUUGCAGCAAGAGAACAAAGAAUUGCGUACAUCCCUAGAAGAACAUCAGUCUGCCCUGGAACUUAUAAUGAGCAAGUAUCGAGAACAGAUGUUCAGAUUGCUAAUGGCUAACAAAAAAGAUGACCCAGGUAUAAUAAUGAAGUUAAAAGAACAGCACUCCAAGAUUGACAUGGUACAUCGUAACAGCUCCGAGAGAUUCUUCCUUGAUGCAUCUCGACACAUCCUUGAAGCACCUCAACAUGGACUGGAGAGGAGGCACUUGGAAGCAAAUCAGAAUGAGUUACAAGCACAUGUUGACCAGAUAACUGAAAUGGUAGCAGUAAUGAGGAGAGCUAUUGAAAUUGAUGAGCAGCAAGGUUGCAAGGAACAGGAACGAAUAUUUCAACUUGAACAAGAAAACAAAGACUUGAGAGAGAUUCUUCAAAUAACUCGAGAAUCAUUUUUGAACCUUAAGAAGGAUGAUGCAUCAGAAAGUACAUCUUUGUCAGCACUAGUGACUAGUAGUGACCUGAGUCUGAGGAAGAGCUGAAGGACUGAAGCCUCGAGCUUCUUACAGGGCUCCACAUAGUCACUAGAACUGGCCUAUAAGUGAAUGAAUGAACAGAAAACUUAAUUUCAAUCAAUCCUUUCUAUUUCCUCAUUAGUAUAUACAACAACUGGCUAAGAAAUAUCAAUCAAAAAAAUGUAUAGUUUAUGAUCAUAAACUUUAUUGCAAAACAUAACUGAAAAGUAGAAACUGAACCUGUUUAAUUGGUGAACAAAUGAAAGGUUUUCAUAGUGACUCCUGAACAUAGCAAAACCUGUCAGCAGUGCUAUUGGCUUUCUGGAUACUAUGUAGAUAAACUUAAAUAUUCUCAGUAAAUGUUUGGGAAUUCAUAGAAUUAUCCCAAUUUAAAAGUAUCAGAAUAUGGUUUUGUGAAUGGAAGAUCUUUAUACUAAAUUUUAUCCCAGUUUAGUGUCAUAAUUAACAAAUAGCUUAAUGUACCAUGAAACUUUAGCUUUAGUAAUUGCCUGUUUUCCCGUUAAAUUCUUUGUCAAAGAAAACUCAUGUGUAAAGAAUGUACAAAUGUUUUAUGUGUACCACAAACAAAAGUGAUCAUUUAAUUAUAGCUAACUUGCCAUAAUUGAUAUUUAGCUAACAUCUGUAACUUGCUUAAAUAUAUGAAA